This is a messenger RNA of Styela clava, 1607 nucleotides long. The record is from RefSeq and is a predicted model, not a curated record. NCBI's taxonomy places the organism in Eukaryota, Metazoa, Chordata, Ascidiacea, Stolidobranchia, Styelidae.
UUCAAUGGGCACAGGAAUCGGCGGAAAUUAUAAUCUCAACAUACAAAGCACUUCUCUAGAAGAUGAAGAUUCGUAUUAUUGUCUAGUUUCUGAUUGUGCAACAACCAAAUUUUCGAACACCGCCGUUUUAACUGUCAAUGUUGUACCAACGUACCCAUAUAUAGAUGAGGAAGAUAAUGGAAUUAUUGAUGUAUACUCAGGUAGAAGUAAUAACUUGAUUUGUACUUCAUACAAUGGAAAACCUCAGCCUAAUGUAAGAUGGUUCAAUAACAAAAAUGGAGAUCUGGUGACCACUUCUACAACAACUAUUGUGGGCUCAAGCAAUGAACUCAGUGGUAUGGAAGCGACUUUCUCAAUCACACCAACAGUUGCUGACAAUGCAACGGAGUAUUUUUGUGAUGUCAACAGCGAUGCAGUUUCCAUGGAAACCGGUUCAUCAUACAGGAAAUAUGUCAAACUUAAUGUUUUGGUUAUACCGAGCAAAUAUUCUGUAACCGGAAUAACUUCAAGCAGUUUAGUUAUUGGCAACGGAAAAAGUCAGGAAUUAACUUGUUUGGCACUCGACACUGGACCAACAGCCACGCUUGCUUGGUAUCGAGGAAAUGUACCGUUAAAGAAUGAAUCAGGCAUAUUGAAUGCCAAAGGAACAUAUGACAUUCACGUCUCAAUUUCAAUCACUGCAAAUGCUGAUACUGAUGGAAGUCAAUAUUCUUGCAAUAUUUAUAUUCCCGGAAACCCAAAAUCUUAUUCAGAUUCUAUAAAGUUCACAGUGAGCGUUUAUUAUUUUCCAUAUGCUGCUAUAAUAGGCCCAUCGAUAGGGGGAAUAUUUCUUCUACUUCUACUAAUAUCGUUAAUAUUCUGUAUAUUGACAUCAAAUAAAAAUGAGAAGAGAGAUAAGCGAAGAGCUCGAGAACGAGAAGCACAGGCAAGAUUGGACCAGAUAGAAGAAGAUAGGCGAAGAGAAACAGAAGUACAAGAGGCAGUAACAGUAAGAGCAGUCAAUCCGGAGUAUGAAUACACAUAUAUAGAGAAUGUAUAUGAAUACAUUGAUCAACAAGAAUAUAGUUUAGCAUUAGACAACAAUGCAUUUAAACCUGAAACUUCUUCCGAAACUAAUUAUGAAUCAUACCAAGACAGUAUAGGACCACCAAAUGACCAAACGUAUUCGAUGGCGUCUUCGAUCCGCUCAGCAAGAGGUUAUCCAGUGAUGAUAUACAGAGAUUUGCAUGCAAGAAACACUUUCUCGCAGGAAAGUUAUAUUCAGACUACGUUGCCAAUGACAUCAUCAUCAACACCAAUAUAUUACACUCGGGACAAUCAAAUGAGUAUGUUGUCGACAUACGUUUGAAAAUGUGCAUCAAAAAUACAUGCAAAAAAUAAAGAAAAAUAUUUACAAUCAGACGAAUUCUGGCAGCUACUGAUUCACAUUAUAUUUAUCAUGAGCAUUGAAUGCGAAGAAUGUUUAAUGAAACGCAAUUCGGCGAUACGUUAUCAUUCAAUCUAUCAUUUAUUAGAAAACAAUAUUAUGAAAUUAAUUUGAAGUUGAUACAGUUACCUAACCUGUCCUUAAUUUUAUUUCAUUGUCAUUGGUGUACAUGUUUUAGUUU